UCAAGCUGCAUAUUGUAGGGCACUUGUUGCGUGCGCUUUUAACUCGGCAACGGCUCUGGCGUUGCACAUGUCUUUAAGAACCAGGGCCCUAAAACUUUACCGCGCUUGCAUUCGGUCCAGCUACCGCUGGCCGGGACCACAGGAGGAGAAAGACUACAUCAGGACCGAGGCCCAGAAGCUAUUCCGCGAACACAGGGCGCUCGCGGGGCGCGAGGCUGAGGAGCGGGUCCGGGAGGGCGAGAACCGCUACGAAAUCGCGUGGCAUUACCAGAUUCCCUACCCGCGGCUGCACCACAGCCCCAAGCAGUUCAAGUACAAAGAGCCGCCUAUUAUUGAAUUCGGACGGCAGGACUCCCACCCCAGCAAGUAGAGGCCCGUCUCGGGUGACUCGCAAGCGCAUCGUGCACUCCAUCUCGUGGAGGCAAUACAAUGACGAACUCCAAAGCCGACAUGGCACACCUAGUAUCCGCCACCGGGCCCACAGCGGCCGGGCGCUUCAGCACCGGUGGCAUGGCCAGUGGCAGCGGCGGCCCCACCACCUCGGGCGGCAGCGCCACCGGCGCACCCAACAUGGGCAAGCGCUCAGACGGCAGUGCUGUGGCUGCCGGCCACAGCCCCAGCGACGUACACAACAGCGGCGGAUCUGGACAUGGCGGCAGCGCGUUUCCAGCCGGUGGCGCCGCGGCUGGGCACAAUGCGCGCUCCUCUGACUCGGGCAACCUCGUCAGCGGUUCCAGCGCCACGGGCGCGCCCGGCUCCCCGACUCUACCUGCCGCGGUAAACGCGAAGGGCUCCACCUCAACCGCGGGCGGGCAAGCCGCGCCACAUUCCACAGGCUCCCAGCGUGGGCGGCUGCAGCAGCUGGGCCAGCGGCUCAACUUCGUCACAGGCCUGGGGCGCAAGAAGCACACCACCUUUGCGGACGAGUCCGCCGCCGCUGCGGCUGCGGGCGGCAGCGCCCCCAACACCGCCACCGCCGGCGCUGCCCCCACUGCCCCCAGCACGCUGCUGUCUGCCACCAGCGGCGGCGACAUUCGCGGCCUGAGCACCAGCACUGGCGGUGCCGCGGGCCCGGGAGUGCCCGGCGGCGCAUCGCCCACCGUGAACAACGUGGAGGCCUUCAACCCGCCCAACCACCCCGUGAACCCCUUCUCCUACCUGGCCACGCCCUUCCGGGUCAUGGCCAAGACCAAGGCGGGCGCCGCCAUGGGCAGGUACACGGCAGCCGCGCUGCGCCUGAAGCGCGACGGCAUGCCGCCCGCCAGCUACAUGUGGCUGUGGCUGGGCAACUUCAAGCGCUGGCACAAGCGCUACUUCGUUGCCUCCGAGGCGCCGGGCGUGCUGCUCAUAUACAAGCGUGCCAACAUGAAGGGCAAGGUGUGGAGCACCAGCCUGGUGGACGCCACGGUGGCGCAGGACGACUCGCACCCGCGCCAGAUCCGUCUGGCCACGCCCUCCGGCACCAUCUUCCUGCGCGUGCUGCGACCCGAGGAGCGCCAGCCCUGGCUCGCCUGCCUGCGCGACUCCGUCGCCACCUAUCGCAAGCACAAGGAGGUCGUGGACACCCUGGCCGCCGCGGCGGGCGCGGCGGGCGAGGCCGACGGCGGCGUCGGCACGGUGGCGGGCGCGCUGCCGUGCACCGUGGCCAGCAACGCGGUGGACCAGGACAUGGAGCAGCGCCGCCGCAUCCGCAUGCGCGUGCACGAGCGGCUUGGGGAGCUGGCGCCGCACGUGUCCGAGGUGGAGCGACACAUGACGGCGCUGGGCUCGCAGCUGGCCAACACCGCGGCUGGCUUCGGGCACCUGUCCACUCCGCUGCUGCCGCACCACAGCUCCAUUGGCGCGGCGCUGAGCUCCCGCGGCGCGCGCGCACCGGGCGCCAGCGCCGAGCACGGCCCUUCGCCUGCAGCCAACAACAUCAGCGGCUCGGGCGCAGGGACUGAGCCGGUGGCGCCCUCGCCCACUGGCCCCAGCGGGCGGCAGUCACACAGCGGGCGCGGCAGCGGCGGCGCCGCGGGGCUUGCGGCCGCGGCUGUGCAGGCGGCUGACAGGGAGCCGUCGCAGGAGCGGCUGGGGCUCAUCGCGCGCAGCCGCAGCCGCUCUCGCGCAGCUGCACCAGGCGUGCCUGCGGCCACGCUGACGGGCGCCAUGGCGGCGCUGAUGGAGGCGGUGCGGGCGGCGCUGCACGCUGACGCGCUGCGCAUCACAACGCUUGAGGCGGAGAACGCGGCGCUCAACAAGACGCUGCAGAUUGUGCGCACCAACGCCAACCGCAGCGGCGCCCGCUCGCGCGGUCUCAGCACGCCCGGCGUGUCGGGCAUCACCGGCGCAGCCGCUGCCCGCGCCACAGUUGCGGCCGCGGCUGCGGCCGCGGGCAGCCACGCCGAUGACGCUAUGAGCGAGGGCAGCGCCUGCACCGCGGACGAGGACGCAUUCGAUGUGGUGGAGGCGUUCGAUGACGACGACGACGAGGGCGGCCCCUUCGCGGCGCUUGGCCACUACCCCGGCGCGGGAGACGAGGAGAUGGAGGGCGAGGAGGACGACGAGGAUGCGGAGGAGGACGCGGCGGAGCUGGCGCAGCAGGCAGAGGUGCUCAACGCACUGGAGGUGGUGCGCCAGGUGGAGUACAUCUCCGCCAACCACAACGCGGAGCAGCUCAAGAACCUUCUGGCCGCAGACACGCCGCCGCCGCCGGACGCGGAGGAGGACGAGGGCAAGGGCAGGCACAAGGGCGGCAAGGGCAAGGGCGAGGAGACCGACGCCACGCUGGGCGAAGACGAUGACGACGACGAUGACGACAGUGACGCCGCGCUCAUGGCCACCACUGGCGGCGGGCCGUCCGGCGCCGGCGCGCUCAUCCGCGCCGGCUCCACCGCCUACGCCAUGGGCGGCCGCGCGCGCGUGUAUGAGGGCCGCGACCGGCUGCCAGCGCCCAAGCCGCUGGGGCGCGGCUUCAGCAUCUGGAGCAUCCUGAAGAACAUGAUCGGUCGCGACCUGACCAAGAUCACCAUGCCGGCGACCAUCAACGAGCCCACCUCCAUGACGCAGCGCAUGGCCGAGGUGCUGGAGAACCGCUCACUGCUGGAGAAGGCGGCGGUCGAGACCAACAGUCUGGACCGGCUGAUGCUGGUGGCCUGCUGGCUGCUGGCGGGCUACAACAGCCAGCCGCAGCGCGACAACAAGCCCUUCAACCCGCUGCUGGGAGAGACCUACGAGUGGGUGGCGCCGGACGGCACGGCCAGGUACCUGUGCGAGCAAGUCAGCCACCACCCGCCCGUGUCGUGCUUCGUGGGCGAGGGCGCAGGCGAGCAGGGCUACUCCUUCUACGGCGAGGUGGAGACCAAGACCAAGUUCUGGGGCAAGGCCAUUGAGUGCAUCCUGGCCGGACACAUGGCGGUCAAGCUCAAGGCCUGGGGCGAGGAGUACAGGUUCAACCUGGGCACCAUCACCAUCAACGACGUCAUCCUGGGCCGCUUCUGGAUCGACCUGUCCUGCGACAUGAAGAUCCGCAACGAGCAGACCGGCGAGACGGCGAGGCUGUUCAUCAAGCCCUGCCGCGGCGUGCUCAAGGAGCGCGGCAAGUGCGAGGGCGUGGUGUACGACGCGCUCGGCAAGGAGGUGUGGAAGAUCAGCGGCAGCACUAUGGUGGCGCUGAACGCGACGCUCACGCCCGCGGCGGCGGAGGAGCGCGGCGCCAGCACCGACCCGCAGCUGGUCUGGACGCGGACACCCGAGGUGCCCAACCCCACAGAGCAGUACUGCAUGACACGGUUUGCGCUGGGCAUGAACGACCCCGCCGACCCCAUCAUGCCCUUCCUGCCGCCCACCGACUGCCGCUUCCGACCCGACAUCCGCGCGCUGGAGCUGGGCGAGUGGAACCGGGCCACGUCGGAGAAGCUGCGGCUGGAGGAGAAGCAGCGCUCGGCGCGCAAGGAGCGCAAGGAAGCCGGCAUUGAGUACCAUCCGCGCUGGUUCAAGCAGGUGAUGUUCGGCACCAAGGAGGCCACGCAGCUGGCCACGCAGCCGGGCGCCGUGUGGGCGUGGACGGGCGAGUACUGGGAGGCGCGCGAGAAGAAGGCCUGGGGCGAGCUGCCGGACAUUUACUGAUAAAGCGGCUGGCAGCAGCAGUGGUGGUGGCAGGCGCUGAUAGCAGCGGGUAAGGCAGUGGUAGAUGGCGCUGCGGCCGGCGGCGGCAGCAGAGUGGCGACGCGAUGCAACAGAGGAGGGCAGCUGUCCUGAGAGGGCAGCAGGCUUCGCCGCGGCUGAGCAGCGAACGGAAGAUGGAGGCAGCAGGUCGCGACCGGUGGUAUGGCGCCCAGGUUGAAGUGAGUGUGUGGGUGGGCGCAGGCCUUGACGCGCAGAUAAGGCGCGCCGGUGACUGACGGCCGCCUCUUGUGCACGGGGAACGGCUGUCGCUUGAGGUCCAUGUGGGUCGUGGCGCAUGAUGGUAGCAUGCAGGGAGCUGCGUGUACAUGGUAUUUGCAACGGUUUACAGGCCCCUCCACGGGUGCGACAUGGCCCCACGGUAUUAGGGCCAUCCGUGGCUCUCGCCAACACGGCGUCCCCACACGCCAAAGCAAUGUGUUGAGUUUGCGCCUAGAACAGACGACCACUCAGGACGGUGUGAGAGGGCUAUCGCUGAGACGAUCAACCUAUCUAGCUCCGCACAUCACGGACCUAGGCCGGACGGCUGGGAGGACAGCAUCAACUUUCCUCCAGACUCUGCACACAAGCUGCAACACAUUGGAGGGGAGACACAGGCCACGCUCACCAGCGGGCCAUUGACUGUCAUCAUGUUCGCGUGCAGAUGGCUCGGCUUGUGUGUUCAGUUGGGGGCGUACUGCUUACUGUUUCAGUUGGGGGCUUUGGAUAAUCACGGGAAUGGCGUUGUCGGGAACCGUGGUGAGACUGAUUCGAAGGGGCCCUCUGGCGUUUCAUGUACAUAUACCGUAUACCCGUCUCAUCUUAUCCUUUUUGGCACAGGCACAGUACUAGGUUCCUGGGUAGCAUAUGUGAUUGGGGGAUCGGGCUGUGCGCCACGUCGGAAGGCGGCAGCGAGGUGCAUGGUUGUUCGGCGGAGGGGUCAACGGGCCCAAAGUGGUGAGGCCGCGGGACAUAACGGAUCACUGCUGUGGCCCUGUAAAGGCACGAGUUA
Chlamydomonas reinhardtii is the source of this 5155-nucleotide messenger RNA. RefSeq lists its product as uncharacterized. The transcript has 24 exons. Gene Ontology annotation, cellular component: intracellular membrane-bounded organelle; cytosol; membrane. Gene Ontology annotation, molecular function: sterol binding. The record is from RefSeq and is a predicted model, not a curated record. NCBI's taxonomy places the organism in Eukaryota, Viridiplantae, Chlorophyta, Chlorophyceae, Chlamydomonadales, Chlamydomonadaceae. Bases 451 to 4107 code for a protein of 1218 amino acids.